UUUAGGUACUAGACAAUGAGUGUCUUAGAAUCUUUGGGUAUAAUUAUAAAUAUACUGAUUUUAUUAUUAUUUUUAAAGUUAUGUGGAACUAUCAAGACCUGGAAACGUCCUCAGGAUUUAUCAACUGGGACUCCUACAAGUUUUGGGUUUUAUGAAUUUGAGUCUGCUGAAGCGGUUCUCCGUGCCUUGCGUCUUCUUAAUAAAUUGAAUAUCGAUGGGCAAGAACUAAAGGUCAAUGUCAAUCAAGCUUUGAAAGAACAUCUGGAGCGGUAUGUUGUUCAGAAGAAAACUGAGAACUUGAAGAACAAAGAAACUCAGGCAGAAGUAGUUGGAAAAGAUGAUGAAGGUGCACAACCUUCUAAUGCGAAUGAGGAUGCAAAGGCUGACACAGAACCCUCAAAUAAAGCUGAUGAAUCAACAAACAAGGAAUCCCGUGAUGUGGCAAACUUUGGGAUUGUCACUGAUGAAGAUAGAGAAGCUGAUCGUGAGGCUUUAGAAAAGAUCACAAAGAUGAUAGAGGAAAGGGUGAAGACAAGACCUUUGCCACCACCACCACCUGCACAACCAACUGGUGAUGGUUCUGUGAAUUUAACUUCAGAACAACCUGUUAAAACAAGAGAUGGAGACUCUGUUAUGGAUACAGAGAAGAAUGAAUCAGCUGAAAAUAAAAAUGAUAAAGAGACAAACAAUGAUAACAAACCAACCAGUGAACACAAUAGGCCUGAAAGCCCUGAUUUCGCGACCAUAAAGUGA
Cajanus cajan (pigeon pea) is the source of this 753-nucleotide messenger RNA. The record is from RefSeq and is a predicted model, not a curated record. NCBI's taxonomy places the organism in Eukaryota, Viridiplantae, Streptophyta, Magnoliopsida, Fabales, Fabaceae.